Messenger RNA from Ananas comosus (pineapple), 3089 nucleotides. RefSeq names its product protein ENHANCED DISEASE RESISTANCE 2-like. Gene Ontology annotation, molecular function: lipid binding. The coding region runs from base 448 to 2640 and encodes 730 amino acids. The record is from RefSeq and is a predicted model, not a curated record. NCBI's taxonomy places the organism in Eukaryota, Viridiplantae, Streptophyta, Magnoliopsida, Poales, Bromeliaceae. The transcript has 22 exons.
AUUUGAAACCUCGCCUCGUAGUUUCCUCGUUCCCCUCCUCCUCCUCCUCCUCCUCCUCCUCCUCGAUCGCGAUCGCGAUCUCCCCCGAUUCGUAUCCCCUACUAGGGCGAUCUCGCCGCGUUCGAUCGAAUCCGUCGUGGUGCCCUCGCUCGGAGCUCGCGGAAUCGCCAUCGGUUUCGUCGGGAUCCGUCGCCGGUCGCGGUUUCCGCGGUCUGAUUGGUGGGAGGAGGAGAAACCCUAUGUUUUGAGGUAGGAUCGAUCGGAUUCCAUUGUUUUCGUGUUGCUGUGAUUGAAUCGGCUCCGGAAGUGUCGGAACGAUCGAUUUGUAGGCUUGAGAUGCGAUUUGCAGGAGGUGGGAUGGAUUUGAGGUAGGGGAGAGGAGGGAUUUGGUGGAGGAGCCUGGGAAGAGGAGUGGGGUUGGGGGUGGUGGUUUUGGGGCGAGAAGAGAUGUCGAAGGUGGUGCACCAGGGUUGGUUGGUUCGGUUCGGGCGGAGAAAGAUCGGUCGCUCGUUUAUUCGUUUGCGAUACUUUGUUCUCGAAUCUAGGUUGCUCGCGUAUUACAAGAGGCAACCUAAAGAUAACAUGUUGCCUUCGAAGACGCUUGUUAUAGAUGGAAAUUGCAGGGUUGAGGACAGAGGACUCAAAACACAUCAUGGUCAUAUGGUUUAUGUUCUUUGCGUUUACAACAAAAAAGAUAAGCAUCACCAAAUUACGAUGGGAGCAUACACCAUCCAAGAUGCUAUGACCUGGAAAGAGAAGAUUGAGCUUGUCAUUGAUCAGCAACAAGACUCACUGACGGCUAAGCAUCGCAAGGCCUUUGCUUCUUGUGACUUUGACAUGGACAAUGUGGGAAAUAUGUCAUUCUCUGAUCAUGAAAGUCCUCCUGAAGAUGAGGAAGUGAACCAACCCACUUUGCUGCGAAGAACGACGAUAGGAAACGGUCUAGUAUCUAGGAUGGUUAUUGGUCCUCCUGAUUCAUUACAUGAUUGGACAAAAGAGCAUGAUUUUGGGUUGUCAAAUCAGAAUGAUGCCAGUCAAGUAUACUCAAGAAAGCAUUGGCGAUUAGUUAGAUGUCAAAAUGGACUGCGCAUCUUCGAAGAACUCCUUGAAGUUGACUACCUUCGAAGAAGUUAUACCAGGGCUAUGAAGGCUGUUGGUGUCGUGGAUGCCAAGUGUGAAGCUAUCUUUGGGCUUGUUAUGAGUAUGGACGGAACACGUUUUGAGUGGGAUUGCAGCUUUCAUUAUGGAAGCUUAGUUGAGGAGGUUGAUGGUCACACUGCGAUACUGUAUCAUAGAUUACAGCUGGACUGGUUGCCAAUGUUGGUGUGGCCUCGUGAUCUUUGUUAUGUGCGCUAUUGGCGACGCAAUGAUGAUGGAAGCUAUGUUGUUUUGUUUCAAUCUAGAGAGCAUCCAAACUGUGGUCCACAGCCAGGAUUUGUGAGAGCUCACAUCGAGAGUGGUGGAUUCAAGAUCUCUCCUCUUAAGUCUCGCAAUGGGAGACCUCGUACUCAAGUCCAGCAUCUUAUGCAAAUCGAUCUUAAGGGAUGGGGCAUUAACUACUUCCCAUCUUUCCAGCAACAUUGUUUACUUCAGAUGUUAAAUAGUGUUGCUGGCUUGCGGGAAUAUUUUGCACAAACAGAUGAUAUUAAUGCAGUACCUAGGAUUCCAGUCAUGCUCAAUAUGACGACAGACUCUGUUUCACUGAAGAAAGAUCAUAAACCGCAGGAAGGUGAUAGUCUGACUACAUCUUUGGAUCAAGCACGUGCCGAUAACAGAACAUCUGUUAUGUUAGAUGAAGAAUCUGAUGAGGAUGAUGACUACCAAAUUCCUGAAGCUAAUUCGGAUGAUGUCUCUGCUAAGGCUGAAACUGAUGCUAAGCAGACAGUUCCAGAAGAGGAGCUGGAAGAUCAAAUUGAUUUGUCUUCAUUUUCGGGCAAUUUACGUCGAGAUGAUGAUGAUAAAAGUCGUAAUUGCUGGAGAGUACCUGAUGGAAAACUUUUCAAAGUACGGAGCAAGAAUUUUCCGAACGACAAAUCCAAGAUUACUGCAGGGAAGUUUCUCAUGGAACUUGUGGCUGUUGAUUGGCUUAAGGACAGUAAGCGUAUGGACCAUGUAGCUAGGAGACAAGGCUGUGCCGCUCAAGUUGCCUCUGAGAAGGGACUAUUCUGCUUUGUUGUAAAUUUACAAAUUCCAGGAUCAACUCAUUAUAGUAUGGUCUUUUACUUUGUCACAAGGCACCUGCGACCAGGGUCUCUUUUGCAGCGCUUUGUUGACGGUGAUGAUGAUUUCCGUAACAGUAGAUUCAAGCUUAUCCCAUCUGUAUCUAAGGGAUCCUGGAUAGUGCGCCAGAGUGUUGGAAGCACUCCUUGCUUGCUUGGCAAAGCAGUUGACAGCACAUAUAUCCGCGGAGCAAAGUACUUGGAAAUAGAUGUUGAUAUUGGUUCCUCUGCGGUUGCCAAUGGAGUUCUGGGCCUCGUGUGUGGUGUAGUUACAACUCUGGUCGUCGAUAUGGCUUUUCUUGUUCAGGCAAACACUUCUGACGAGCUUCCAGAGCAGCUUAUUGGCGCCAUUCGUUUGUCGCAUAUCGAGCUCUCCUCUGCAGUAGUUCCUGAUCUCGGCAAUAACUCCUCCACAGAGUGAAUCUCACCCCUCCGUUUUUCUUUUCUUUGCUCUUUUUCGUACAUGAAAAAGUUCUUUCCAAAAUUCUUUUGGCCAUUGGGGUGGGGGUUCAUAACAUUCGCUCUUUGGCCGAUUAGCCCAUAAAGAGAAGAAACCUGUUUGCAUACAGCUGCAGUUUCCAUCUGAUCAAGUUAUCUCUCUCUCUCCAAACUCGAACUAGAUGAGGUCAAAAAUACCAAAAAGCAAGUUUUGUUGUUCCAUUUUCGCGUAGGUGUCUACAACAGUUUCUUCAAAGUUUUGCCUUCUUUUAAGUCGUUUUGUACUCUCCAUCUGCUGCAGAAUUAAUUCUGGUUUCAUGACUACAUUGUAAUCUGGGAAUUUCACUAUGUAAAUUUGUAGGUGUUUUUUUGGGUUCGAAAUUAAUAAGCGUAGGCUAUUUUGCUCCCUAUACGUACUACAUCAUUGGACUA